This is a messenger RNA of Lampris incognitus (smalleye Pacific opah), 2082 nucleotides long. RefSeq names its product N-alpha-acetyltransferase 50, NatE catalytic subunit (gene naa50). The record is from RefSeq and is a predicted model, not a curated record. Gene Ontology annotation, biological process: mitotic sister chromatid cohesion. Bases 259 to 765 code for a protein of 168 amino acids. The transcript has 5 exons. Gene Ontology annotation, molecular function: acyltransferase activity, transferring groups other than amino-acyl groups. Lineage: Eukaryota; Metazoa; Chordata; Actinopteri; Lampriformes; Lampridae. Gene Ontology annotation, cellular component: NatA complex.
GAAACGGCGUCGAAAUCGACGCGCAACUCGCGGUGACGUCUGGCGUGUACGCAUGCGCAGAGGUCAGGGUUGACAGCGGUCCACACAGUCGUGAAAGAAACGCGGCGGCUAAGCUAACGGCAACCAUCGCAACCAACUACAUGUGGAGGGUAAAACGGGAGGCAACCCCGGCCCUAACUCAAUAUCAUCCCCCCCUUCUCGUCUAAAAAAAAUCCGAACCUCGCCAAUAUCAGAAGUAGGGAAUAAAAGCGGUUUACGAUGAAGGGCCGGAUCGAGCUGGGGGAUGUUACGCCCCACAACAUUAAGCAACUGAAACGCUUGAACCAGGUCAUCUUUCCUGUCAGUUAUAAUGACAAGUUCUACAAAGAUGUACUGGAAGUGGGAGAGCUUGCCAAACUAGCGUACUUCAAUGACAUUGCAGUGGGAGCUGUAUGCUGCCGAGUGGAUCACUCCCAGAACCAGAAGAGACUGUACAUCAUGACACUUGGCUGCCUAGCACCCUAUCGUAGACUAGGAAUUGGUACAAAGAUGCUGAAUCAUGUGUUAAACAUCUGUGAGAAAGAUGGCACCUUUGAUAAUAUUUACCUUCAUGUGCAGAUCAGCAAUGAGUCGGCCAUUGACUUUUACCAGAAGUUUGGCUUUGAGAUCAUUGAAACAAAAAAGAAUUACUACAAGAGGAUAGAGCCUGCAGACGCUCAUGUGCUGCAGAAGAGUCUGCGCAGCCCAUGUGCGCCCCCCACUGGAGAGUUACAUAAGUCAGAGUAGGGGCACAGAUUUUUUUGGGACGAGCACAGCUGUGCCCACCUCCACAGAAACAGAACUGUGACAAAUGCCCCAGGGUCGACAUAUUCAACACUUUCUUUUAAUGGACGUUAAAAAGAGAAAACAAAUUUCAAUAACAAAAACAUGGCUGCAUUUAUUCUGCAAAGGGUCCCCUUAAUUUUGCAUCUUUUUAUUUUCCCCUUUUCUCAUUGACGUUUUGAACUUGACAAAAUUCUCAGAAUCCAAACGUAGCCCCACAGUGUAGUUUUGGACUCGAUGAGGGGAUAAGUGCAUUGUUCGUGACUCAUACUCUUUAUCUGAGUUUAAAUGCAGAAAUAAAAUUAAGGACAUAUCGUUUACUGUUUGAGCAAAAAGAAGAGUUUAUUUUAAGCAGGAAAGUCUUUGAAAGACCAUCACUGAAUCAGAGUCCCAGCUGGUAAACUUGGAGCGAUGCUUUGAGUCGACAUGGUGACGUGGAAACGUCAGAACUCUAUCCCUCCUCCACCUGAAUUCCCGGGACCUAUGGGAAGAGUUUGGCCACUAUGGUGAUUUGUCGUGUCCAGAGGGGAAUGGCAGAAAUGUGCCCCCUUGAUGUGGGCAAGAGGAAAGCUUAACGGUUCACAGGUGGUGGGAAGAGAUGGUCGCCAUUCUUAAUUUGUAGAAAGAAAAAUGUUUUCAGCCUGUUUAAUUUAAUUCCCCUUCAGCUGUUCUAUUUUUUACAUUGAGAUGGCAAUGGCUCAGAGAUUCUCCUGGGUUUCUUACUAAGGCACACAAUGUCAAGAAAUCAGUAUGUCAAAUGAGUAGGAAAAUGAAAACAAAACAACAACAAACAAAAAAAACAAUGUUUAAUGUGUUUUUUGGGAAUGCCACACCAGAUUGUUCAGUAAGGGAACUCGAUGAAUUAGGGAUUUGAAGGAUGGCAAGAUGGUCUGAUCUGAUUUAGCCCUGUUUUUCUGAGAUUGACUAUCAGUUUUUUUUAAAAAACCAGCUCCUGUCAGUCACAUGACCACCUAUAGCAAAUCUAGCAUCCUCAAAUUUCCUACUCUCGAUUGAUAAUGUCUCAAUUAACUACUGGUAUUACUCAUCCUUUUAUUGAAUUUGGGAGCUUGCCGGAUAGUCUGGAACUUGCUUGAUAUAGUCUUAUAGACAGCAUACUGCCCAGGGGAAGCUCUGACCAUAUGCAUGCGAGGAGAGUCAUUUCCUCUCCACUGUAGUAUAAGCAUGUUUUGUUUUUUUUUUUCCUUUGAAGAAUUUUAUCUUUUCUGGAGCUCUAUAUUAUAAAAACUUUUUAACCUCUAAAUAAAGGAAUUACUAUUUGCA